CCGGCAUCACCCGACUCCCGCCGCACAUUCGCUAACCAGCAGCACGUCCGAAACAAUGAGCGACACGGGAUUCCUGGCGGCACCGGUGCUGCUGCUGCUGCUGCUCGUCAGCCUGGCCUCGGCGUCUCUGGAACAAGCGGCAUCGCGCGACGAUGAUAGCGCCGAACGUCCGCUGAGCAAGCGCCACUCGGAGGGCACCUUCACCAGCGACUACAGCAAGUACCUGGAGAACAAGCAGGCCAAGGACUUUGUACGCUGGCUCAUGAACGCCAAGCGCGGCGGCAGUGAGAUGCAGCGGAGGCACGCUGACGGCACCUUCACCAACGAUAUGACCUCCUACCUGGACGCGAAGGCUGCCCGCGACUUUGUCAGCUGGCUCGCCCGCUCCGACAAGUCGCGCAGGGACGGAGGAGAUCACCUGGCCGAGAACUCCGAGGACAAACGCCACGCGGAGGACGUGAACGCGCUGCUCGACAGGACGAUGGCCAAGAACUUCAUCGAGUGGCUGGAGAAGCAGAGCGGCAACGACCAGACGGACUGAGGUGGGGAGAGAGACGGAGAGAGGGACGGAGACGAGGGAGAGAGGGGAGGGGAAACCCGCUCGGCCAACUCCAUCGCGCCGCCUGUUAUUACGUUUCCCCCGCGCCGCCCGCCCCGGUGGCCUCAUCGGAUUAAAACUCAGCCCUCCCGGCUGCCGCAAAUUCGCAUUUGCCUCCUACCCACUAACCCCC
This is a messenger RNA of Lethenteron reissneri (Far Eastern brook lamprey), 731 nucleotides long. It is a transcript of the gene GCG, whose product is annotated as glucagon. Gene Ontology annotation, cellular component: extracellular region. Gene Ontology annotation, biological process: response to starvation. Lineage: Eukaryota; Metazoa; Chordata; Hyperoartia; Petromyzontiformes; Petromyzontidae. The record is from RefSeq and is a predicted model, not a curated record. Gene Ontology annotation, molecular function: hormone activity; glucagon receptor binding.